Molecule: messenger RNA, 702 nt
Organism: Aspergillus versicolor CBS 583.65
Lineage: Eukaryota; Fungi; Ascomycota; Eurotiomycetes; Eurotiales; Aspergillaceae
Product: CVNH domain-containing protein
Exons: 2
Coding region: 191-511 (106 amino acids)
Source: RefSeq, a predicted model, not a curated record
CUUGUCAUGCAUACAGCGACUCCAGUGCAAUAACUGCUGCCUAAUGUGCUGCUUAGCCAUUGCAUUGAGAGGAGACGGCCAUUAUUUAAUGCCAUAAUUUCGGCCACUACCUCAUUAAUCUCGUUCAUCAUCUAUUGAAUAACUACCUGUUUUCUAUAUAACUCGUGAAUCCAGUCGAUAUAAAUCCAAAAUGAGUUUCCACGCGAGUGCCCAAAACAUCCGCCUUGAGGACGACCACAUCCUCGUCGCCGACCUCCUGAACGAAGACGAAGAAUACGUCGAGGCCCGUUUUGACCUGAAUGAGAUCUUGGGAAAUUCCGAUGGGCAUUUUGAAUGGGAGGGAGCCGGAUUCGGCGGCAGCGCCUCGGACAUCAGUCUCGAUCUUGAGGGAGAUGAGAGUGUGCCUGUCCUUCGCGCUACAUUGGACAAUGCAGAGGGGGAGCCGGUUGAGGCGAAUGUAAACCUGGCUGAGCGGCUUGGAAAUAACAAUGGGUCUUUUGACUUUUCGUGAUAUGUUUCCCUUCAUAGUGCAGCACAUGAUAUUUGGAUGGAACUAGAUAUUCAAAUACAAACUACGACUGUAAGACUUCGCGUUGACCAGGGCUUUCUGCUUUAUACUAGAAGCUGGAUCCUUCCCGUCAAUUACACAAUUAAAACUGGCUAAGCUGUAAUCUUACCGUGGUUGACCAACCAGACAUCGUU